This is a messenger RNA of Prorocentrum cordatum, 459 nucleotides long. The record is from the annotation of a GenBank genome assembly. Lineage: Eukaryota; Dinophyceae; Prorocentrales; Prorocentraceae.
AUGGCGUGCGCAGCUCUCUCGCCCGAGGACCUGCAGGCCAUCAGCGGAGUCAUCUCCCUCCAGGUCGCUCCUCUCCGUGCUGAUCUCGAGUCCACCGUCGGCAAGAUCCACGAGCUGGACGAGAAGUUUGAUGCUCAGAUUGCCGAGCUGCGGCUGGAGCAGCAGAAGUUGAGGGUAUCGGUCGAGGAGCCGCGCCUGCUGUGCUGGAACACGUCCACUGCCAAGCCGCUCGACGAGGACAACCUUUUCCCAAGAAUUGCCGCCCAUCCGUCCCAGAUGGUCACCGCUGCACAGUCGGACGCCAAGCUGAUAACCAUGGGGAGCACGCUCAUGAAAGCGAUCGCCUCCACUGCUGGGCAUGCUCCGACGGGUCCAUCUACGCUGCUCAACCUGCGCCACCCGCUCGUGCUGCACCUGAGCCUCAUAGUCACUCUCCGCAUUGAGACGGUGGCGAAGUCG